This is a messenger RNA of Penicillium subrubescens, 684 nucleotides long. RefSeq lists its product as uncharacterized. The transcript has a single exon. The coding region runs from base 1 to 684 and encodes 227 amino acids. The record is from RefSeq and is a predicted model, not a curated record. NCBI's taxonomy places the organism in Eukaryota, Fungi, Ascomycota, Eurotiomycetes, Eurotiales, Aspergillaceae.
AUGGCCAUCAGUCAACCUUUGCCACCCGAAGAGGCUCGUAGCACAUGCCGUUGCGCCAUAAGAUACGCCAACAAUCGAAAAGAUACGAUGUCCCAACUCCGAGACUGUCGGCAAAACUUGAUCAAUGAGUGCAUAGAUCCCGGUACACUGAGAAGAGAUAUUCUUGCGAUCGCGACCACCGAAACUCAAUUGAACUACCGAAGAGAUGCACCAUCCGAGUUGGAAGAGCUAUACGUACCAGCAACCCGAGAAGUUUUCCCCGAUGCCGACGCCCACAUGAGAGAAAAAGAAAUAUGGGAAAAUAACGAGAUACACGAGUGCUAUUUGAGGACAUGGCGCUGCAUCAAAACUACCCUGCUCGAUAUUGAUGAGAAGCUCAAAUGUUAUGGUUUUGUGUCGGCGGAGAAAGACAAGAUGAUAGCCAUGCUGGAGAUGCUGGUUGUGCAGAUAGGGCGGCUCAGAGAGUCUUUAGUUGGGUUGAUUGUUGUGGAUAGGUUUGCGGAUGAAAUGGAUGAGAUUGCUAAAAGCAGAGGCAACAAAUGGUCCAAUAAUCCUGAGCUCUGGGCCGUCUGGGCCCGAUUCCAACGCAAUAUGAAGUGUGGAUGCACUGCCUGCACUCCUCUCAACCCUGAGGAUUGUGAUGAUCCUGUCUUUGAGAUUCCAUAUCUACCAUUGUCGGAUUGA